Purpureocillium lilacinum is the source of this 1989-nucleotide messenger RNA. RefSeq lists its product as uncharacterized. The record is from RefSeq and is a predicted model, not a curated record. Lineage: Eukaryota; Fungi; Ascomycota; Sordariomycetes; Hypocreales; Ophiocordycipitaceae.
AUGGUGCAGAGCCUUGGAGAUCAAUCAGCCGGAGAGAUCUUGCUCGACCUGGACACGGAGUCUGUGUCAGAUGACGAGCUGCACGCGGUCGGUCCUUUUGGUGUCUUCAGGGCAUGUGAUGGCCCCUCUUCUUUACGACUCUCUACUAGCUCACCAAGUGAUGACAACGAGGAGGAUGUCGAAGAUGUCUCCCUGGAUCUUCUUCAAGCCAAAGAUCUAUCACCAUUCCCGGCCGACUUCUUUGCGCAUCUAGCCCAGGAUCAGCCGUCCCCCUCCUUUGGCGCAGAUCUCGGAGGACCCGAAAAGUGGUUGAACAUUGGCAUGGCUAUGAACAUGCCCUGGGACAGCAGUGCCCAAGGUAUCGUGCCUGACGGCUUCAGCAUGCAGUUACUUUCGCCAUGCUUAGACUCACCGGACAACGACGUGAUGGAGGCAGUUCCGAGGUCCGAGUCGUCGCAAGUUCCAACUACGCAACCUGAUACAAGACUCUCGGACGUUGACUCCAUUUUACCUUCAGCUGACCUCAACUCCAGCAAUCAUGCGUCUUCCGCUCUCAGUACAUUCUCUCCUCCAAUCAAUUGUGUUCCCAGAAGCGGAACUUCGCUGCCACAACACGCUGCCUCCUUGCUGAGGUACCUCAAAACCAAGGUGUUUGAGGACAGGAAGUCGAUGUCGACCCGUAGCAUGUCUCCGUGGAAACUGUUGCUGUUGCCUUGCGCCCUGGAAACAUUCGCCGAGGUGUCCCUUUGGGACUCCACGACGCAUGCCCGCCGCAGCAUUCUCUCAACUCUCUUGGCGAAGAGCGCCUUCCAUCUCAGCAAGUCUACAGCGCACGACGAGUCGACAGCCUCUUUCUGGCUCAAAGUAGGCGUUGAUCACCACCACGAUGCACAAAAGCACCUCAAGUCUGCGUUGAAGGGUGAACUCGGGAUGAAUGCCAACUACGCAGAAAUGCUCAUGGCGAUCUUGGGAGUUGGCAUAGUUUCUGUAUACUAUCACGGCGCGCGAGUCGUGAAGCAGUUGCUGUUGGAUGCAGAGUAUCUCAUCCGCUCGCAAGGGCUACCUGCGACGAAGACCUUUGCACACCGAGUCCUGCACCAUCUGUACACGCAUUUACGAGUCAUUAUGGAGAGUACGAGCAUUAUGUCAAAGUCCGUGGCCUCGAAGGAUGGAGAGCAAUGGAGGUUGGCGUCUCAGCUGGUUCAGACACCGAUGCCGAGCCAGUUUCGCGUCAACGCGCAGAAUCUAGGUAAACUGGAUUCAACACAUCCGAAACCGGAGGACGUCGGCUACAACGACAUUCAUCUGGAUGUGUCUGGCAUAUGGCAAGCCACGCUAUACCCAGAAAUCUUUGGCGUGCCAGAGACACUCAUGACACUGCUAUCUCAGACAAUCAGUCUCGUCAACGAAAGACCACGCUUGCAAGCGGCUAGCCUGAACAAUCCCAUGGUUUCAGCUGCUCUGUCUCAACACAUCAAGACUCUGGAGCAACAAAUCUGGUCCUGGAGCCUCCAAAGAUCGAAUGCUCCUUUUGGACCGAGACCGCCACAGUUUCUACUGGACGAGGCCGAAGCUCCUGUUAAUAGACAACAGGCGGAAUCGAUGAUCCUGUCGAUGCACCAAGCCUUGAUCAUCUUCUUCUAUCGUCGAGUCUACAAUAUCAGUGCCAUGGUCAUACAGGAUCAAGUCAAAAAGACUCUCGAGUUCGUCCAGCCAUGCCUCGAGAUGGAACGGUUCGAUGCGGAUUUCUCCGUCAGCAUCAGCUGGUCGACAUUCAUUGCUGCUGCAGAGGCGGCCACCCCUGAUCUCCAGGAGCUUGGACUGCGGUGCCUCGAAGCAGUCGAUGACCGUGGAAUGUUUAUUGAGCGCGGCAAGCCGAGUGCGAUGGCCAAGGCUGUUUGGGAACAUAGACGCAGGACCAACGACUUCUCAUACGGAUGGCCGGACAUGAUGGCAGUGUGGAACCCUCAGCUUCGUUGCUCAGCCUAG